UCUCAACUGAGAGACUACGUUUGAGUAAAUAACCAAUAACACCGCGUCGCCAUUAUUACAUUUACCUAAGAACAAACUAGACUAUGAUAUGGGACACGUAUUCGAUACAACAACUAUUAGAUUUAUACCUACAUCAACCAGUGCUAUGGAACAAGAAACAUUCUGACUACGGUGACAAAAAAUUACGAGAAGCAGCGCUGCAAGCAAUAGUCGACCAGAUGGAUCGGAACUUAACCGUAGAGGACAUAAAUCGAAAGUACAGAAGUUUGAAAGCAGCAUACCGAAUUGAAGUCAGAAAUAUUAACACGGCUAAAGUUCGCGGGUUCUUUUACAAACCAACGUUGCAUUGGUUUUCCAUUUUCAAGCAACACGCGAAGCAAAUGGAGGAUCGCAAGAUUAAGCAUUACGAUGCAUCGAAGAAACUUGUCCUCCAAGGAUGUCUGACAGACCGUGACCAAACCGUUUAUUCGCUAAAAGAUGUCUAUGAAAAAUCUUUAGGGCCUAUCAAUAAGAACUGGCCUCCGCAGGUGCAUUUAGUGACAAAUACUGGUCAAGAAAUACACUUGGAUGAGGACGAGGAAUCGUCAGAAGAGGAAAUGUCAUCAGAGGAGAGUGAGGAUGAGUUCCAAAGCUUUGCUGAUCACAUCGCUGUGCAACUGAGGAGUAUGUCCGUCCACAGGGCUGUCGUGAUACAGGAUCACAUUCAAAAAAUAUUCGCGCAAGACAGAGAAAUUAAUGAGAUAGUGGUCGAAGAAGAUGAAGAAUGAGUGUGAUUUAGAGUAAGAUUUAGGUUUUAUUUUAUAUUACAGUUGUUAGA
Molecule: messenger RNA, 817 nt
Organism: Ostrinia nubilalis (European corn borer)
Lineage: Eukaryota; Metazoa; Arthropoda; Insecta; Lepidoptera; Crambidae
Exons: 2
Coding region: 84-767 (227 amino acids)
Source: RefSeq, a predicted model, not a curated record